Molecule: messenger RNA, 1242 nt
Organism: Ramularia collo-cygni
Lineage: Eukaryota; Fungi; Ascomycota; Dothideomycetes; Mycosphaerellales; Mycosphaerellaceae
Product: probable 3-oxoacyl CoA thiolase
Exons: 1
Coding region: 1-1242 (413 amino acids)
Biological process (GO): fatty acid beta-oxidation; phenylacetate catabolic process
Cellular component (GO): peroxisome
Molecular function (GO): acetyl-CoA C-acyltransferase activity
Source: RefSeq, a predicted model, not a curated record
AUGGCAUCCUUCAUCCAAAAAGGUACCAAAAACAUCCUGACCAAACAACCCACCGACAUCGUCUUCCUCUCCGCCCUCCGAACCCCCAUAACCCGCGCCAAAAAAGGCGGUCUCGCACAAUCCCACGACCACGAACUCCUCGCCACAGUCCUCUCCGCAACCCUCAAAGCCAACCCCAACCUCGACCCAGCCCUCAUUCAAGAUGUCCAAAUCGGCACCACCCUCUCCGAAAUCGGAGGCUGUAAAGCAGGACGCAUGGCAUCUCUACACGUCGGAUUCCCGGAGACGAGUACUUUUCAAACCGUAAAUCGCGCGUGUAGUAGUGGUUUGGCGGCCAUUACAGGCGUGGCGAAUAGUAUUGCUGUGGGACAGAUUGAUAUUGGGGUGGCGGGGGGAAUGGAGAGUAUGACGAGGAAUUACGGUUCGAGAGCUAUCCCCACGGCGCUUUGGGAGGAAUUGAGGGAGAGUCGAGUUAAAGAUGCGAGGGAUUGUAUCAUGUCCAUGGGAAUCACGGCGGAGAAUGUCGCGGAGAGGUAUGGUGUUAGUCGAGCGGAGCAGGAUGCUUUUGCCGUCGCUUCGCAUGUGAAAGCGGCCAAGGCGCAGCGGGAAGGCUUGUUUGAUCGGGAGAUUGUGCCUGUGACGACGAAGAAGGUGUCGGAUCCGGAACAUCCGGAGGUGCUGGAGAGUAUUACUGUUACCAAGGAUGAUGGCAUUCGACCGCAGAGUACGGAGGAGGCGUUGGCGAAGAUGAAGCCUGCUUUCAAACCCGAUGGCUCUGCGACUGCGGGGAAUAGUAGUCAGGUUUCGGACGGUGCGGCUGCGACAUUGAUGAUGCGGCGAAGCACCGCUACUGCUCUGGGGUUGGAGAAGUCGAUUAUUGGAAAGUGGGCGGGCACUCAGAUUGUAGGCUGCAGACCGGAUGAGAUGGGCAUUGGCCCUGCGAUUGCCAUUCCGAGAUUAUUGGAAUACACGGAUGUUGGGAAAGAGGAGAUUGGAAUUUGGGAAAUCAACGAGGCCUUUGCUUCUCAGGCUGUAUUCUGUGUGCGAAGCUUGGGGAUUGAUGAUGCAAAGGUCAAUCCCAAGGGUGGUGCGAUUGCGCUGGGCCAUCCACUCGGUGCCACGGGUGCUAGGCAAUUGGCGACUCUUUUGCCKGAAAUGGAGAGGCAGGGGCAGGAGCUUGGUGUGAUCAGCAUGUGUAUCGGUACGGGUAUGGGCAUGGCAUCUUUGAUUGUAAGAGAGUAG